AUGCCGGACAGCGUCGAGCCCAGCCUGCGAACCCGUCAAGCGCUGCUCGACCACCACUCUCGUCAGGAAAUCGGGGCAGCAAUCAAGAGCUCACCGAAGGCAUACCGAGAGGCAAUCAGAGCACCGGUGAUCAAGCCAAUCUCGACGUGUCGGAUGAGAGAGACGUACAGAUUCAGGCUCUGCGGGGCUGACGUCGACUCGAUGCUUCAAGCGCAGGUCGCCGCGCUAGAGGCUGCCGCCAACGCAGCCCGUGACAAGGAAAAUCGCCCCACCACGAAUAAUCGUCCCAUCGAGUUGAAGAAGCCCGAUGGUGAAGCUGGCGGAGGCAAGAAAGGGUUCAAUCUCCAGCGUGCCAUGGGUUUGGAGGACGAGGAUGAGAUCUACAAGCGGAUCCAGGCUGAUGUGCGCUUCAACAUCUGGAAGUACGGGCUUGACCCCUGGAAGAAGUAUAUGCGUCAGAGCCCUGAGAAAAUUAGCCACGUACUCCAAGCGGGGCGCCAGCAGCACAAGUACCUCUGUACUGAGAGGUUCCCCGACGAUUGGGCGCAAACGGAGAUGAUCAAGACCAUCACACGCAACCGACGCAAAUACCUUCGGCGCAAGGCCCGUGCAGCGGGUAAGGAUGUUGCGGACUCAUCUGACUCUGAGGAGGAGGACGCGGCGGAGGAGGAGGAUAAUCUACCUGAUCUCGAUGCGCCUCAGGAUGGACAGUAAUUCAGCUGUCGAGGCUACCGACAUUCAAGUUGACGAGCUCAGUCGCAUGGGUCCCCUUCCUCCGUAUUUGCUACAACCCGCCAUGUAUAGUAGCGUAGAAGAUCCUAUGAAGCGUCGUAUAUGCUCUCC
Molecule: messenger RNA, 843 nt
Organism: Schizophyllum commune H4-8
Lineage: Eukaryota; Fungi; Basidiomycota; Agaricomycetes; Agaricales; Schizophyllaceae
Exons: 6
Coding region: 1-714 (237 amino acids)
Source: RefSeq, a predicted model, not a curated record